This is a messenger RNA of Notodromas monacha, 4826 nucleotides long. The record is from the annotation of a GenBank genome assembly. Lineage: Eukaryota; Metazoa; Arthropoda; Ostracoda; Podocopida; Cyprididae.
AUGCCUGGUCCUCCCGUGGGGCCUUUGGAGGUGUCCGACAUCGACAGGCACACAUGCACGCUGCACUGGAAACCACCUAUUUACGACGGGGGAGUUCGCAUCACUCAUUACGUCGUCCUUGCAGCACUACACAGAAAACUUGUGACCCACCAACACGCCCAAUACCGACAGUUGCUUUAUGGGAUGAGUGUGCCGCUCGAGGGCACGAACCCGAUCCGUGCCAAGGCUCCUUUCGACCCGCCGAGUGCACCAGGAAUCCCGACUGUAACUGAAGUCGGUGGAGACUUCGUUAAUUUGUUGUGGGAUAAACCAGAGUCUGAUGGUGGCUCAAGAAUCCAGGGCUACUGGAUUGACAAACGCGAAGCUGGUGGCAUUAGUGAUGUUUGGCAUCGUGUGAACGUGGCGAUUUCACAACGGCGCAAAAACGCGUCUUACGACGACCUGAGUCGGGUGGAAGCGAACGAAGUUCGAGCUAGUUUUAGUUCCUCCCACGUGGUACAAGGGUGCAAGGGAGUUGCUCCUCCAAAGUUCAACAUUCCUCCGCGGUUCCGCGACACUGCGUUCUUCGACAAAGGCGAGAACGUUGUCAUCAAGAUUCCUUUCACGGGCAAUCCCAAGCCAAGGAUUGUGUGGUCCAAGGAUGGAGAGGUUAUCGAAUCUGGAGCUCACUUCUCCGUCUCCAAGAAGGAGCGUCAUGCAAUUUUAGUGAUCAAAGAUGCUUCGCGGCUUGACAGCGGUCCUUACAGCAUCGUAGGCGAAAAUGAGCUCGGAAUGGACUCACACAUCAUCAAAAUCCAAAUCAGCGACCGUCCCGACCCACCGAAAAUGCCGACGAUCGAGAAGACUCUUCGGGACGGAGUUUUCCUCACGUGGCAGCCGCCUUCUUGGGACGGCGGCUCGCACGUCACCUCGUACAUUGUGGAGCGUCGAGAGGAGCCCAUGACUUCUUGGAUUCGUUGUGGUACGACGCGGUUGACGAGCCAUCAAGUGACGGAACUUUCUCCCGGUAAAACGUACGAGUUCCGUGUCAUGGCGGAAAAUGUUUACGGCCGCAGCGACCCGUCGGCCACGUCCAGGUCCGUGCAUUUGCCGGACGUUGAGAAAAAGGACAAGUCGAAGAAACGAUACGAAUUUGACGAGACCGGGAAGAAAAUCCGGGGACGAGCGGACGAGAAACCGAAAGACUAUGAUCAAUUCGUGUUCGACAUCUACUCUCGAUUUAUGCCGCAACCGGUGGAGAUCAAGGCCGACGUGAGUGUACACGAUGACUACGAGAUUCUAGAAGAAAUCGGCUCUGGUGCGUUUGGCGUUGUUCACCGAUGUCGCGAGCGGGCAACUGGACACAUCUACGCUGCCAAAUUUAUCCCGGUGGCACACCCGAUGGAAAGAUCGUUGAUCCGCAAAGAAAUUGACAUCAUGAACCAGCUUCAUCAUCCCAAGCUCAUUAACCUCCACGGGGCUUACGAGGACGACGACGAAAUGGUCCUCAUUUUCGAAUUUUUGAGUGGAGGAGAAUUGUUCGAAAGGAUCACCGCUGAAGGUUAUACAAUGUCGGAAGCAGAAGUCAUCAAUUACAUGCGACAAAUUUGCGAGGGUGUCAAGCAUAUGCACGAGAGGAACAUCAUCCAUUUGGAUAUCAAACCGGAGAACAUCAUGUGUCAGACACAGAGGACAACUAACGUGAAAUUAAUCGAUUUCGGGUUGGCGACCAAACUCGAUCCGAACGACGUGGUGAAAAUUUCAACUGGAACAGCUGAAUUCGCUGCUCCUGAAAUUGUUGAAAGGGAACCAGUCGGUUUCUACACGGAUAUGUGGGCUGUUGGCGUUCUUGCCUACGUUCUGUUGAGUGGAUUGUCGCCGUUUGCGGGUGAAAAUGACAUUGACACGCUCAAGAAUGUGAAGGCCUGCGACUGGGAUUUCGAUGAAGAGGCUUUUGCUCACGUGUCCGAAGAGGGCAAGGACUUCAUUCGCAGACUUUUGGUGAAAAGCAAAGAGAAACGUAUGACAGCGCAUGAGUGUUUGAUACACGCAUGGCUGAAAGGGGAGAGCAAAGCUGGAGCGGAAAGCGUCGGGACUGGGCGACAUCUGGCGUACAGGGACAAACUGCGAGCUAAAAUUCCCAAUUGGGACACAUUUCUUCUCCCCAUUGGUCGCCUGGCAGAAUACUCUUCCCUGCGUCAAUUAUACGUCGAGAAGUACAAGAUACACGAGUUCUUUAUUGACCGUCGCCAGGCUGCGCCGCGGUUUGUCAUCAGACCUCAGAGCACAUUUGCUUUCGAAGGCCAGAGCGCAAAGUUCUCUUGUCGCGUUAUUGCCGUUGCUCCCGCUACAGUUUCCUGGUACCACAACAACGCCGAGUUGCGGCAGUCGGUCAAAUACAUGAAACGCUACCUGAUCGACGAUUACACGUUUGUCAUCAACCGCGUGAAACUGGAGGACAGAGGAGAGUACAUCAUCAGGGCUGAGAACCAUUACGGCGCCCGAGAAGAACCCGUGUUUCUCAACGUGCAACCGGUUCCGACGGAUGUGUCUAUUGUGAAACCGGAUCUCGGCGUGCAAAGGAAAAGACAGCCACUAGAAAUCAAGAAUCUUUGGCAGGAAGCCCGUGAUUCUGCUCCGUGUUUCACGUUCUUGUUGCGGCCCCGUGUCAUUCAAGUUGGCAGCAGUGUUAAAUUGCUAUGUUGCUUGAGUGGCAAACCAACUCCUGACGUCAAAUGGUUCAAAGGCAGUCAAGAACUUUCUAAGUAUGAGUACGCGAUGACUCAUUCUGAUGGCGUAGUAACCAUGGAAAUCACUAACUGCCGAGUGCAAGAUUCUGGAAAAUAUCGAUGCGAAGCGAAGAACACGCUUGGUUCAGACGAGACAAAUUGUGUUGUGAUUGUUGAAGGUGGGAAAGAAUCGAGUGGGCAGCUGCAGCAUCUCUUGAAAGAUGCCCAUGUAAAAGAUCGGAGGUUUGACCCGACGAAAUAUUCUUCGUCUGAGCUGGAUGCGAUAAAGGAAACAAAAAUCUCGUCUACAUAUCAAUCGUCUUUCGAAUCCCACACGGAGACUGCAAUGGGUCGAACAUCAAUGACGCGAUCUUCGAUGUCACGUUCUUCAGUGAAGAGCAAGUCAACCCUAACCACGAAGACGGAGCAGCGUGCCUAUGGUGGAGCCGGGUCACGAUCCCGCACUGCGACUCAAGAACUCGCACUGCCAUCGGAUGCCGCCAUGUGCGCGCCCACGUUCUCGACGGCGCUGCAGGACGUGAGUGUGAAGGACGGCGAGGCGGUGCAUCUCUGUUGCCUGAUCGCCGGCGAUCCUGAGCCACAUGUCGAGUGGUUCAAGGACGAGGAGUUGCUACAUUCUUCGGAUAUCCUGGAGCUGAAAUACCGUAGUGGACAGGCGACAUUGUCCAUCAACGAGGCAUUCCCGGAAGACGAAGGAAAAUACGUUUGCCGCGCCACAAAUCCGCUGGGCACCAAGGAAACCUCGUGUCGACUCAAAGUUCAACCGAUGGAACGGAAUGGGAAGAAGUCAUCUGGCAAGAAAUCGUCCGACAAGUUGCCAAGAUUCGCGGAUAACCUCAAGUCCAUGGUUGUGAAAGACGGAGAUGCUGUGAAGCUUUCCUGCAAGGUCAUCGGAGCGAAGAAGUUUGACGUGGUGUGGUUACACAACGAUAAAGAGAUCAAACCGAGCAAGGACUUCGAAUACGUCACCGGCAGCGACGGGGAACGAGGCUUGAACAUCGCCGAGAUUUUCCCCGAAGACGCUGGUGUUUACACUUGCGAAGCUUUCAACGACUGUGGCGAGGCCUUUUCUACUUGUACCCUUAUUGUUGCCGUGCCAAAUGAAGAGUCUCCAAACCCUGGAAUUUCCGUUUACCCCUGUUCAACAACGGUCCAAGAAGGGAAGAGCGCUUCUUUCCGUGUUGAAGCUGAAAAAGUGCCUCAAAAGGUGACCUGGAUGAGAGACGGGAAACCGUUGGACGAACAAAACUCGCACUACAAAUUCUCUCAGGAAGGCAAGCGUAAAUACAUCUUCGAAAUCCCGGGUGCGCUCGUCACGGAUGUGGGCCAAUACGCCGCUGUUGUUGCUGGCAAGAAGGGAGAGACCAGGGCUGCAUUUUCGCUCAACGUCUACACGCAAGACGACCUCUAGUUUCAUUCAUAAGUUUGUUGCCCUUUCCCCGUGCCUUAUUUUAAAGCGAUAUAACAAGCAAAUCGAAAUCAUUGCUUUUUUUUCUUUUGUUGUUGUGUGUUUGAAGAGAAGUUUCUUGUGCUGCCUGGAAUCGAAGCACAGAUUAUUUGUUCUCUCUCUUCUUUUUUUUGAGCGUGCUGAUGGGAUUAGGAAUUGUCUAGUAGAAUAAGUGAUGUUACCUUUUGGCUUUUAUUCGGUUUUUUCGGUGAGUUCCCGAAUUGUUGUGGAAUGUUCACGGUACCCGAGAUGGUUGGCAGUGGUAUGUUGAUCCCUCUGAAUACGCAGUUUUUGUUUGGGGAAAUAACUUCAAUUCCUAAAUUAGGAUUUGCAUCACAAGGAGUCGCAGCGAAGUUCCUUAAACUGAAAACUACGAAUUCCCAAGAGAGACAUCUUGGAAAAGUUACCGCGGGGAUGGUGGAGAGCGAAAUUGUUGAGCUCGUUUUUUGCGCGUUUGUGUGACACUGCCGAGUUUUGCCCGUCUUUGAACCUACUUCGUGUAAUGCUUCCUGACCAAAGUUUCCUUCAUUUGGAUGCGGUUUCAAUGAGUGAUGGAAGAGGAGGAAAAUAACUGGGAGUAAUAGAAUGAGAGAAUGUCAAUACUGUGAAUGAACAUGAAAGAAAAAUAAAUAUAUAGAAUUUCAAUCAAA